Molecule: messenger RNA, 3100 nt
Organism: Engraulis encrasicolus (European anchovy)
Lineage: Eukaryota; Metazoa; Chordata; Actinopteri; Clupeiformes; Engraulidae
Gene: lemd1
Product: LEM domain containing 1
Exons: 10
Coding region: 199-2667 (822 amino acids)
Molecular function (GO): DNA binding
Source: RefSeq, a predicted model, not a curated record
GUGUAUGACAUGUAACACUGCAGUGUGACCCAGGCUGCGCUUCUGUUGGCAGUGGCACAGCUGUCAGUCCUGUCCUCCAAGCGACUUCGACUUGCACAGACUCAUGAGUGUCUGACAAGACACCUCGAGUGUAUUUCUAUUUUCUGUGGAGUAGCGUCGUGCUAUGUGUCAUUGGUAAAAGCCCCAGCCUGUCUCGCCAUGCCGGUGUUCCUAGAGGAUCCCUCUCAUUUCUCCAAAGAGAGGCUGAAGUCUGAACUAAUUGCACACAAUGUGGCUUUGCCGUCGACAGACAGCAAGAAAAAGGAAUAUUUAGAGCUCUACCUGAGAAACGUUAGCACGAAAAAUGCCGCAGAUUUCUCGAGUGACGAGGAGGAGGAACAACCGGUGCAGGUUCCCAGCGUGGAGAAGGGUGGCGCGGCAUCACCACCGGUGGCGGCAGCAGCAGCAGUGGCAGCAGAUAUGCGGGACUUGACCAGACUGAGCGAUGAGGAGCUGAAGGAGCGCCUGCUGCUGCACGGCUUCCAGGCCGGACCCAUCACAGCUACGACGCGGCACGUGUACGAGAAGAAGCUCCAGAGGCUGCUGGAGCCGAAGCCCUCUAACGGAGCCGGAGAGGGAGCCAGAGCCGCCGGAGACCAGGCCCUCUACUCCGACAGUGAGGAUGAAGAGGGGGAGGAGGAGGAGGUGGAAGCAGAGGAAGAGGAGCCACAGCCAGAGCCCAGCACUGAGACCGUGUCAGCUGUGGAGAGGGCCACUGCGGACAACAGGCAGAUGGAGCAGCACAGUGCGGAUGGGUAUCGGUAUGGCUCGUAUCCUCAGUGUUUUGUGCCAUACACCAGAGUGAUUGAGCCCGUGGCCAAAUCGAGAGGCUGCAGCCGCACCACUAGACAGGCGGUCUCCCGCGCUACAGCGGUGUCUAACUCUAAACAGGCACUCAGCACUGUAGUGGAAACCGCUACUAAACAGGCACCCGCUACUGUAGUGGCAACCGCUACUGCAGCACCGCCCUCCACUUUCUCAAUUGCUGCACUUGUAGAGGAGACUGACAGGAAACGAGCAUCAUUGUCCCAAAGUAAAACGAGCUGCCUAACAAAUGGUCCGGCGGUUCAUCAUCGGAGCACUCAGGCUGCUGCAAAGAGGAUGCUCAGUAAGUUCACCAUGACGGACACGUUCCUCUGGCGCCCUGCAGUGGAGACCAUGUCCCAACAAACACAGGCAGUGCCUUCAUUUGUGUCCCCGUCGGUGCCUGUGCCAGAGGAGGAGGAGGAGGGGGAGGAGCCUGUAGAGGAUGUGCUCAUGGAGAUCUUCCCAGAGGCGGAGAGAACACCCACGGGCAUCACGGCGACGCGGCGGCGGCCGAUCAAGGGGGCGGCGGGGCGGCCGGUGAAGUACGCGCACCCGGACACGCCGCUGAGCCCCCACACGGCUGACCUGCGGGAGGUGCGCCACCGGCAGGUGCCCCUCUGGCUGCAGCUGCUCAUCUUCCUGCUGCUCUCCUGCCUGCUGUACGCCGCCUACACCUGCCUCUCCAGCACCGAGGACGACCAGGAGAGCCCUCUCGCGCGCCUGCUGGACGGCCUGGGCCAGGCGGCCGACCCCGUCCUGGAAGAGGAGGUGACUGCCAGUGUCGUGGAGGACGUGGUUGCCGCGUCCACGGCUGACCUCGCUGCCUCUAUGGCUGAUGUGGCCGCUGAGUCAGUGGCUGACGCCGACGAUGUGACCGCCUCAUCCGUGGCUGAUGUUGCUGCUUCGGUGGCCGACGUGGCUGCAUCCAUGGCUGACGCUGCUGCCUCUUCUGUGGAGGACGUGGCUGCAUCCGUGGCCAACGUGGCUACCUCUGUGGCCGACAUGGCUGUUUCUGUUGCUGACGACGUGGCUCACUCUGUGGCAGACAUGGCUGCCUCCGUGGUCGAUGCUGCUGCCUCCGUGGUCGACGCCGCUGCCUCCGCAGUGGAGGAAGUGGCUAACUCUGUGGUUGACGAUGCCUCUUUGGUGGUCGAUUCCUCUGCAACGGUCGUGGAGGAUGUAGCUGUGGCCGACAUCGCUGCGUCUGCGGUGGAGGACGUCGUGGCUACCUCUGUGGCUGAAGUAGCUGCCUCUGUGGUCGAUUCCUCAGCGACAGUCGUGGAAGAUCUAGCUGCCUCGGUGGUUGAUGCCUCCGCGACGGUUGUUGAAGAUGUGGCUGCUUCGGUGGUCGAGUCGUCGGCAACGGUUGUGGAAGAUGUUGCUGCCGCGGUGGUCGAGUCCUCUGCAACGAUCGUGGCUGAUGUAGCUGCCUCUGUGGUCGAUGCCGCUGCCUCAGUGGUCGACACUGCUGCCUCCUCGGUGGAGGACGUGGCUGCCUCUGUAGUCGAAGCCGCUUCCUCAGUGGUAGAAGACGUGGCUGCCUCGGUAGUCGACGCCGCUUCCUCUGUGGUAGAAGACGUGGCUGCCUCCACGGUGGUCGACACUGCUGCUGCGUCUAUGGUGGAGGACGUGGCUACCUCAGUGGUAGAGGACGUGGCUGCCUCUGUAGUCGACGCCGCUUCCUUAGUGGUAGAAGACGUGGCUGCCUCAGUAGUCGAUACUGCUGCUGCCUCGGUGGUCGACUCUGCUGCCUCCGCCGUGGUUGAUGAAGCUGCUUUGAUUGUAGAAGAGGCUGUUGUACCUCCUCUUAGUGGGGCGUAGAAAGUAGAAUGUGGACAGAUGUGGAUGUCGGGAGGGACUGGGUUCUGCCAUCGUGAGGGUGAGGGUAGGAGGGGGAGGUGGGGGUGGGGUGGUUGGGAUUUUUUUCUGGUGCUCGGCCCUGCCAAUGUUUGUUUUUUACAAGCGCUUUGCUACUCAUUUCUAUUGCUCAUUGCUAAAUGAUGUUGUUGCUGCCGUCAUGCAUUCAGCUAGAUAUUACUGUGCCUUACACUGUGAAACAAAACAAAACGGACAAUUAUACUGGUUGUUAACUUUGAUGAGGAAUUGGAACUAAACAGCAGUACAGCAAAAAAAAGUAUUCAUUUUUACAUUGGCGAUGAGGACACUUGUGUGGGUGUGGUUGAUUGUCAUUAUUUGUCCUGUCUAUUUGGAAAUGCUACUUCAGAAAGAAAUUAAAAAAAUGAAGGGGAACAAA